AUGGAGCAAUUGACUUUCAGCUUUCUCCCUUCGAACCGAAUAGAUCAGCCGCUACAAGUGCGUUUCAAUUGCUUGGAACUAGCGCCCUCUUCGCCGCUGUUUUCCUCAGACAUCUUCACUGAUCCAUCGCUUGCCUUCAUUGGCGCAAACACGAAAGCUGGAUUUGAGUUCUACAUCACCGUCACCCUCUGGGCAGACAAUAAGGAAGUGUUCCCUUCAGUACAAACGCGCUAUCGUCACAAUAAGACAAGCAAAGUGACCUGGAACCAAGUUCUCGACUUUCCAGACAUCAAAUGCUUAAGCAGAAGUGCUCAGCUUGCUAUCACGGUGUGGGAUUUGAAAGGACCCGCCGAGAAGUACCCGUUUGCCUCGACUACGGUGGCAAUCUUUGACGAUGACGGUGUGCUCAAAAAGGGUCGUCAAAAGCUGCUCUUGCACAAGGGCGUAGAGGCCGACCCAUACAAUGACUCAACAACACCCUCAAAGUCAGGUAAAACAACUGAGCUUGAUCGUCUGGAAGAACUCGUCAAGUCACACGAAGCAGGCGACAUCCCUCGAGUCGAUUGGCUCGACAAUAUGACAUUUCGACAAUUGGAGAAGACUGCGAGUGCCGCUCCACCAUCAGAGCAAGACUACCUUGUGGUCGAGUUUCCACGCUUCGAUUUCCCUGUUCUUUAUACGAGUGGCGAUUAUUCUUACACUCUGAAGGAGGAUAAGCCACUGCAUCACAACUCUAUGGUCAUGGUCCACGAUCCCGAUGCUUAUAAUGUCAAUCCAGUAGAGACGAAGCAUCGAAAAUUGGUCCGCAGUCAUCGUAAUGGCGCCCUGGAUCGCGAUCUCAAGCCAUCGCCACGAAUUCGUGACCACCUCUUCGAUAUUUUGCUGAAUCCAACUUCGUCAGAGCUCAGUAAUGAAGAAAAGGAUCUAUUAUGGAAGUUUAGGUACUAUCUUACGCGUCUGCCAGGUGCCUUACCAAAAUUCCUGCGCUCUGUCGUCUGGGCCGAUCAAGUGGAGACUGUGCAAGCUGUUGCCUUGCUUUCGAGGUGGAGCACAAUCACUGUUGACUCGGCCCUCGAAAUACUUGGGCCUGCCUUUACCAAUGCACAGGUACGCGAAUUUGCCGUCUCGCGUCUCGAGAAAGCUGAAGACGGAGAGAUCAACCUCUACCUCCUGCAAUUGGUCCAAGCUUUGAGAUAUGAACCCGAGGCCAGUCCCCUCAGCGCUUUUCUUGUGCGUCGGGGUCAAAACAAUUCUAGCCUGGGUGCGCAGCUCUAUUGGUAUCUGACUGUCGAAAGCUCCGAUGCGCAUGCCUCGCCUGUAUUUGGCCGGACUUUGGAGAUCUUCCUGAGCUCAAUGGACAAGCCGCAGUAUGAUUCUCUUGAUGCACAAAAGCAAUGGGUUCAGGAUCUUACGACGAUGGCCGAGCAAAUCAAGGUGAGCAAGGAGAAUCGCUUGAAGAGAAUUGAAAAGUUGCGAUCUUGGGCCAACGAGCAUGCGUCGCUCGAGAGGAGUAUUCCCUUUCCCCUUGAUCCUCAUCUGAACAUCACCGGAUUCAUCCCUGAAGCUUGCAACGUCUUCAAAUCGUCCAUGUUUCCUCUCAAGCUGUCUCUCAAGACAGAGCCUGCAAGAGACGCAAACCAUAUCUCCGUUGACGGGACAUGUCAGGAAACGUUCGACAUCAUUUUCAAGUCGGGCGAUGAUUUACGACAAGAUCAGCUCGUCAUCCAGAUCAUCACCCUAUUCAAUGACUUACUUUUGAGGGAAAACCUUGACCUCAAGCUGACUCCUUAUCGUAUCUUGGCUACGUCGACUACAUCUGGCUUUGUCGAAUUUGUGCAUUCAGCCUCACUUGGUGCCAUCUUGUCGGAACAAGGAAGUCUCGGCGCGUAUCUCGGAGGGACCAGCACACGCAAGGUCGACGAAGUGAUAAUGGAUACGUACACUCGCUCCUGCGCCGGCUACUGUGUCAUUACGUAUUUGCUCGGUGUUGGCGACCGGCACUUGGACAACCUCUUGCUCACCAAGACUGGCCACUUCUUCCACGCCGACUUUGGCUUCAUUCUUGGACGCGAUCCAAAGCCGUUUGCGCCUGCACUCAAGCUCGCGAAAGAGAUGGUUGAGGUCAUGAAUGCAAAUAGUCCCAGUCACGAGCCGACUUUUUGGUACUCCCGGUUCAAGUCUUAUUGCUUCACGGCAUUCUCCGCCCUGCGAAAGAACUCUGGUCUGAUUCUCAAUCUUUUUGCCUUGAUGGUUGAUGCCAAUAUUCCGGAUAUCAAGAUUGAGCCUCAGCGUGCUGUGGGCAAAAUCAUGGAACGCUUCUGUCUAGAAAUGGACGAGGAACAAAGUUUGCGAUUUUUUGAAGAUUUAUUGAUUGAAAGUGUCAGUGCGCUCUUCCCAGUCUUCAUCGACCGCGUGCACACAAUCACGCAAUACUGGCGUUCUUAG
This is a messenger RNA of Protomyces lactucae-debilis, 2445 nucleotides long. Its product is annotated as kinase-like domain-containing protein. The transcript has a single exon. Gene Ontology annotation, biological process: phosphatidylinositol-mediated signaling; endocytosis; phosphatidylinositol-3-phosphate biosynthetic process. Gene Ontology annotation, cellular component: phagophore assembly site; peroxisome; membrane. Gene Ontology annotation, molecular function: 1-phosphatidylinositol-3-kinase activity. The record is from RefSeq and is a predicted model, not a curated record. Bases 1 to 2445 code for a protein of 814 amino acids. Lineage: Eukaryota; Fungi; Ascomycota; Taphrinomycetes; Taphrinales; Protomycetaceae.